GAAACAUUGACUGUAAGGAAAUGAUCGACAGAAAAACAAAGCAGGGAGAGAAGGAAGAGAGAAAGGAGGGUAAAUAAACAAGGUGUGUCACACAGAUUGCUGGGUUUUUGGUAAACGCUAUAACGUUUGACACACACAGACGAGGACAUUACAUGACUUUAUAGUAAAGGAUCGACAAAAUGUUUCGCUCGGCAAUGGAAGGAUGAAAAUAAAUGGCUAUGGAGAGACAAGCAUCUGAGAAUAAUGAAAAGCCAAGAGAUAUGCAGUCUUGAUAAAACCGAAAACAAAUGAGAGUCCAGAAACACAUAAUGGUGAAUCACAAGAGGACACAAACAUGACCAGACAAUAUUUAUCUUACCAUUCUUCUCUGGAGAUAGAAGAAGAAAUAACAUGCAAAGGACAAAAUGAAGACUCUGAUGUAAGAGCUAAUGCUGUUGGGGAACCACAAACCAAGACUUUAGAAACAGAUGAAGCUGUUUUAAAUUUUCCUAAAUGGGAAAGGAAAACAUUGCUUUCUCCUAUCACUAUGUCCAUUAAAACAUUAAGCGAGGAUGAUAAAAUGCUUGGCACUGAGGAACCUACAGAGAUUGGAGCUGCAUUAUACUGUCAGAUGGAGAGUCCUGCUCGGCAAUCACAUGCCUCCCCAUUUCACCUUUCAACGUCUUCAGAAAGACAUGAUUUUUCACAAACAGAGUUAAAAAAUGAAGGUUGUGAUAAUCAACCCAAACUGUUGUGGUGUGAUGGUGCAGCCAUGCAGUCAACUUAUCAAAUACAUGAUAAUGCUAACAACAGGACAGCAAGGUCAAUUUCUGAUCCAGUUGUACGCAAGCCCAAGGAGCAAAGACCUCUCUCAGCCCCAACUAUUUCAGAAUUUGCAACGAAAAACUUUACGGGCAAUGCGAGUCCCCAGAAAGGCUGGAAGGAUUCGGGAAACGAAGAAAGCUUUGGAGAAUUGGACAAUGAGAAUGGAAUGAGAAGUAAAGGAAUGGGAAUGAAAAGUAAAUUGAAGACCCUUACUCUGAAACUUAUGGAAAUGCUCAAGGAAAAUCGCAGUCGGGAGCAUAACGAUAGUAAGAAUAGCCAAGACUGUGUGGAAGAAGAGAUUGAGUCUGUGAAUUCUAUGGAGGUAGAGCUUGAAGCAUCGAGUCCACCAUCACUGCCCCCCAAAAAGGGAAGAUAUGUUCGCUUAGAAAGAACAUUUACCCUGAAGGACUUCAAACUUGACCUUGAACCAAUCAACUUAAUGGAUGAAAUAUUCACGGGCGAAGAGUGGUUGCCUUUCCUGCCCAGCAAAACCAGUCAAACGGACCAAGACGCUGGUGAUAUGAACCGUCCAGAAGAAUAUGCCCAGAUCCAUGUUUCCCAGCCGACAACAAAACAGAACCAACCAGAGGACAAUCGGUUAGACAAGAAACAACACAUUAAUAAUACCGAGGAGACCAUUAGCGAACUUGACAGUGUAACAAAAGUCAACAAUAACAUCUAUGCUAAAGAAGUAGGGUCAGAUGGAGACAUCAUUGCGAUUCCUAAAGCUCUCCUAAUAAAUCCUGCAAAACAACAGGGGGUAUGUGGGAUAUUCCAGUCUGGUGAUGUCUUUGACUGUAGGGGCAAGUACGUGAUUCCUAAACAAGACUUUAUGUUGAUGAAAAGGAAGUCAGAGGAUGUUUCUUUUGACUUUUCAGCUGUUCAGUCAUCCGGAUUGCUGGACAACUCUGCCCUCAAGAGUCGAAUCCGUUUAAGCAAAAAGAGACCCCACCGGCCUCCCAAGAAACACAGAAAAUUAAAGCCAGACUUCAAGUUCUAUAAGAUUCCCUCCGUGUACCUGAAAGAAUCCAUCAGUGAUUCCUCAUCUAUUGACUAUAUGCCCAUAUCCAUGUCUUCUCCUCUGCUUUCAAAUCCAUGCCCAGCUAAGUGCUGACCAGCUACUACUACUCUGCAGUGUUUUCAGUUCAUCUCCACGCAUUCUUCUCUUCUUGAAUAGAUGUUACUGGGCUCUCCGGGUGUCCAAGCAUCAUAGUCCCAGAAGGAACCAUCCGUCCAAAGAAAUUUACCAGUCUGAAAGAGUGAAAGAAAGAUUAUUCUGUAUAUGCAUCUUUUAUAAUGAAUGAACUGGGAUAAUAAUUUGACACAUUAAAUAUUUUCUUUCUCCUCA
Messenger RNA from Misgurnus anguillicaudatus (oriental weatherfish), 2152 nucleotides. RefSeq lists its product as uncharacterized. The record is from RefSeq and is a predicted model, not a curated record. Lineage: Eukaryota; Metazoa; Chordata; Actinopteri; Cypriniformes; Cobitidae.